Messenger RNA from Strongylocentrotus purpuratus (purple sea urchin), 990 nucleotides. RefSeq names its product tyrosine-protein kinase receptor Tie-1-like. NCBI's taxonomy places the organism in Eukaryota, Metazoa, Echinodermata, Echinoidea, Camarodonta, Strongylocentrotidae. The record is from RefSeq and is a predicted model, not a curated record. The coding region runs from base 1 to 990 and encodes 329 amino acids. The transcript is spliced from 5 exons.
AUGUUGGUUUCUCGAGUCAAUGGAGCUGGUUCUAUAGUGAAUGCAAAUACUGUAUUCUCAGGUGAGGUUGUUCAUAUCACAGUGCUGACUGUGAGAUACACUCAGGUAGGUUCAUCUAGCCGUUGGGAGUAUCAAUGUUACCGCAGUGUACCAGAUGAAGAUGCUUCACUAUCAUUUGGUCGAUCAGCACCCAUAACAACAGACAGAUCACCACCAGAAGAGGAGCAGCACUCAGAUGGAUUCCCAUUCCUCAGAGUGGUGAGAUUCCCUACAGGAGAUGGAUGGGAUAGAGAUGGUUUCGGUCCUUUCUACUGUGAGGCUUCUAAGUCCGCUCGAGAUGUUACAAGGGUUACUACAUUUUGCCAACGAAAUGAUGCUAAAUUCAUAUCAAGUCAUGGAUUGUUUACAAAGACAGUCAACGUGAAUGACACUGGAGUAAUGAUCAGCAUGACUAGGCGUUUUGAUCCUGAUGUGAGUGACAACGUGAUUACUUGGAUGAAAGAUGGAAAUGAGGUUCUAACAUCGUUUGAAGGGCAGGCUCAGAUCAGCUUCCCAAAUCCAAUCCAGACAUCAUACCAAGGAAUCUAUGAGAUCUACUAUAAAAACGAGAGGUAUCAAAACAGAGGAGGAUUAUACAGACUCAUCGUCAGAGAGUGCCCCGCUGGUAAAUGGGGCCCCCCUGAGUGUUAUGGUAUCUGUGAUAAAUGCUACAAUGGUGGAGUCUGUGAUGACAAGUCUGGUCUAUGUAUCUGUCCUAACAACUUCAAAGGAUCGAAUUGUUUAGAAAUUUGUAGAACUGAUGGUGGAAAUCGAUUCGGCUUGAACUGCGAUUUUGGAUGUACAGUUCUCAAUGAUGGUAUCAACAAAUGUCAUGGGUAUCUUUUUUGCUUACCUGAUCCUUAUGGAUGUUCAUGUGACGUCGGUGCGCAUGGUUCUGCAUGUAACACACGUAAGUCUUCCGGUAGUCAUUUAAUUGUGCUCAAAUUCUGA